CAAAUAUACAAAAGCCCUAAUAUUUACAUAGGUGGGUAACAGAUAGCUGCAAACAAUAGCUGCAAAUACUGUCUGCACGGAGCUCGGGGGGAGAACGGUUCUUCAUUAGCUCUAUAUCCUACUGAUUGUACAUUAUGAGUUAUGGUUUAGGUGGUUUCAGUGGAGGGGGCCGUAGCGGUGGCGGCAGGGGAGGUGGUAGCCGAAACAGAGGGCAUUAUGACGAUGACGAUGAUCGCACUGGUUACUCAUCUUUAGCUACGGAUGAAGAUGAUAUGGGCGCAUUCGCACCCAAAAAGGAGUCUGCUGCGCUAGAUCGCUAUGAUCGAGAGAGUGGCCGCCGGGCGAAUAAAUAUGAUCGAUAUGAUGGUGAUGAUCGACGCAGCCCCAGUCCCCACAGAUAUGGUGGUGACAGUGGCGGCGGCGGUAGCCGAUACAAGGAUGGAGGUGACGACGAUUACUACGGUGGAUAUGAGAGCAACAAGGAUUACGGGAACGACUAUGGGCGUGGCGGAGGUGGCGGUAGCCGUGGCGGUAGCCGUGGCGGUAGCCGUGGCGGUAGCCGUGGCGGUAGCCGUGGCGGAGGCGGUGGAUAUGGAGGCAAAAGAGACGUGUUCGAUGACGAAGAUGACCGUGGAGGCUAUGGUGAUAAUGGUGGUUACGGAGGUGGCAUCAAGCUGCACUGGAAUGUGUACCGAGCAAAGGCGCGUGAGUCAUGGAACGCAACAGGCGUCAGUGGGUUGGAAUAUUCCGUAAUCAAAAGGCCCGAAGAGAUGGUGGCUGUCGAUUUUGAACGAGACGGCUUCUACGUAACGUCAGAUGCAGGACGCGAAUAUUUCUUCGACUACGGCAAGGUGAAGACAAUCAAUCACAAGAGAGGCGAGGAUAAUUUCCUUAAUAUCGUCAUGGCAGACCAGAAGAUGAUAACAUUUUGCACGCCGGACACUGUUGAGCUAAAGGAGGUUGUGUUGCAAAAAAUCAAGGAUACGAAAGGUGUCAAGAUCAAAUCGUACCGUAAUGACAGGGGCGAGAAUCGCACUUACAGCGGCCGAGGCGGCGGCGGCGCUGGCCGUGACGACUACGGAGGUGGCCGAGGCGGUCGUGGAGGGUACGACGAUGAAGAUGAUGAUGGCGGUUAUUCUUACGGUGGCAGGAGCGGUGGUGGCGGCAGUAGGGGUUCAUCACGCGGUGGUGGUGGCAAUAGGGAGAGAGACUCGGACUACUGGUGAUCUACAUCAUCGUGAAUUCAGAGAAACUGCCUUUACGCACUUGCAGUGUCCAGAGUCCGAAUGUAGUGACUGACCAGAGAGGACUGCUAUAGUUUGUCCCCAUACUCCCGAUUCUGCGCACGUUGUCUGACAUUUAGCGAAUAGUCCAGAUUCGUAGUGGGGCACCGUUGCUCUUGAAAGUGACGCAAAUGGGAGACCUCAACACCGGAGGAGGACCACCGCAAGUAUCAGAUAGAUAGAUAGCUAACACUCGUAUGGAACACCCAGUUAUGCAAUUGAGAUUCGAUUGUCCUCAAUAAACCAAUUGUGUGCACUUGUGUGCGUAUAUGUAUAUACGAA
Messenger RNA from Sphaeroforma arctica JP610, 1565 nucleotides. RefSeq lists its product as hypothetical. NCBI's taxonomy places the organism in Eukaryota, Ichthyosporea, Ichthyophonida. The transcript is spliced from 10 exons. The record is from RefSeq and is a predicted model, not a curated record. Bases 135 to 1226 code for a protein of 363 amino acids.